AUGCAACUCACCGUCCUCCUCUUCGUUUUCGUGCUCUGCUUGGCCACCGUCUUCGCCGUUCCGAUCGCCGAUGGUAAGUCUGAUCUGCUCGAAUCCUUCAGUGCUCUAACAUCCCAUUUUCAGCUACUCGUGACCAUCGUGAGGUCGGAGCCGCCUCGGAAAAGCGGCAAACAAAGUCUCGCUCCGGCUACAUCCGCUUCGGAAAACGGCGAGUCGAUCCUAACGCGGAGCUUCUGUACCUCGACCAGCUGCUCCUCUGA
This is a messenger RNA of Caenorhabditis sp. 36 PRJEB53466, 260 nucleotides long. The record is from the annotation of a GenBank genome assembly. Lineage: Eukaryota; Metazoa; Nematoda; Chromadorea; Rhabditida; Rhabditidae.